Molecule: messenger RNA, 600 nt
Organism: Anarrhichthys ocellatus (wolf-eel)
Lineage: Eukaryota; Metazoa; Chordata; Actinopteri; Perciformes; Anarhichadidae
Product: 14 kDa phosphohistidine phosphatase
Exons: 3
Coding region: 95-454 (119 amino acids)
Biological process (GO): peptidyl-histidine dephosphorylation
Cellular component (GO): cytosol
Molecular function (GO): protein histidine phosphatase activity
Source: RefSeq, a predicted model, not a curated record
AGGCAUCAGUGAGACUGCACCAUGUUGUCUGUCGUCUGUAGACCUCUGAACGGUCUGAGAGUCUCCGGGUGCUUUGACGAAAGCCACAGUCACAAUGGCAGACGCUCUGGCGAAAAUCCCCGUUGUUGAGAUCGAUCCAGAGGGAACCUUUAAGUACAUUCUGCUGAGAGUGAAAGUGAAAGAUGGCGAUGUGCACAAAGACAUAGUCCGGGGCACAAAAAGUGCAGAGUAUCACAAUCACAUAUUUGAGAAGGUCAAUCCAGCUAUGGAGGCCUUGGGGAUGGAGUGCAAAUGCCUCGGAGGAGGGAAGAUAGAGCACAACACCCAAGAGAAAAAACUGAGGGUGUUUGGAGAAUCAACUGCGUAUGGUAAAGCAGACCAUUCUGUGUCUGUAGAGAAGUUGAAGAGUGCCUUCAGCGACUAUGAGAUCACCUGGUCUGAUGACAAAAAAUGAACCUACAUCUCAUUUGAAAUAUCUGCCUUUAUUAGUUCCAAAACAACCCUUAUGUGCAACCAUUAUUUAAUUGAAGUACACCAUUAUGCAUUAUCUGUUUGCUUCUGAUUCUGUGAAAGCACAAAAUAAAGUUUUUUUUGACUGCA